This is a messenger RNA of Carassius auratus (goldfish), 1766 nucleotides long. RefSeq lists its product as uncharacterized. The record is from RefSeq and is a predicted model, not a curated record. The coding region runs from base 112 to 777 and encodes 221 amino acids. Lineage: Eukaryota; Metazoa; Chordata; Actinopteri; Cypriniformes; Cyprinidae. The transcript has 3 exons.
CAAUGAAGUAGGAAGGAUAUUAUUUAGUUAAAUACGACUUAAAGCUUUGUUUAAUGCUUCACAUAUACACUUCAUAGUUAAAAGGUUGUAGACAUCUAAACUGCACUGAAGAUGUUUGGGCAUGUGAAUGAGAGUAUGGAUAAAGGCUCGAUAAUGGACUUAGAAGAAAGAGUAGAGAAGAUAGCUGAUAUUUAUGUGAGUGCCGAGGCUGUAAGAGAUAUGAAACAUAAGAAAGACAAAGAGGACUUUGACACCCAAACACUGAAGACCCAAGCAUCUCAACACACAGGAAGUGAUUCAGUGAAGGUCAGAAGCUCCAGAGCAGCUGUUGUGUGUUUGGUUCUGCUGUGUGUUCUUCUGCUGACUGCAGUCAUAGUGCUGUGUUUCAUCUUCACUCAAGAGAGACAACAGCUCUUAUCUAAGAAUGAAAACCUGACCAGUGAGAGAGAGCAGCUGAUACUCAAGAACACAAAUCUGACCAAUGAGAGAGAGCAGCUAAUACUCAAGAACACAAACCUGACCAGUGAGAGACUGCAGCUUAUCCUCAAGAACACAAACCUGACCAAUGAGAGAGAGCAGCUAAUACUCAAGAACACAAACCUGACCAAUGAGAGACAGCAGCUUAUCGUCAAGAACACAAACCUGACCAAUGAGAGACAGCAGCUUAUCGUCAAGAACACAAACCUGACCAAUGAGAGACAGCAGCUAAGAAGUGAUCUUCUGAUUUGUGGUAAAGUUUCUUUCAUCUAUGUAGUUAUUUGCUAUUUACCUUAUUAAUUUUUAUGCAUCUGUAGGUUGAAUGAGUUUCCCUUCUUGUGUUUUCUGCUUCCACUUAUUCUUGUUCAAAUCAGAUUGUUAUAAAAGGGCAAUGUCUAAGUAGUAGAAUUGGGAUUGGGCCUUAGUAACUGGUGUAUAUAACAUAUGAUCAUAAAUGAGGAUAAAAAGCUAUAGCUGAACUGGUUGUGUUUACAGUUGGAUGGAUUUUCUAUCAGUCCAGUUUUUACUACAUGUCCAAUGAGACAAAGAGCUGGACUGAGAGCAGACAAGACUGUCAGAAGAGAGGAGCAGAUCUGAUCAUCAUAAACAACAGAGAGGAAUAUGUGAGUGUAAUAAUGCAUCUUAUAGUUUUUGGCAGCUUAAUGUGAAAUGGUCAGAUGUAACGUGUCUAUUUAUGACAGAAAUGUGCAACUGUGUUGUCUGCUCAGUAUUUUGUUCAGAACAAGUCUGGUCCUGCUGCUGUUUAUAUUGGUCUGACUGACAGUGAAGUGGAGGGCAACUGGAAAUGGGUUGAUGGCAGCAAUCUGACCUCUGGUUUCAGCUCCUGGGCACCUGGACAGCCAAAUGUAAACAAUCAAAAAAACGAGGACUGUGUUAUGACUGUUGCUGUGGCUCGGACAGAGUUUUCUAAUUUAGUAGGGUGGCAUGAUGUUGCAUGUAAUAAUGCUUUUAAAUGGAUCUGUGAGAAGAGGACUUCACAGUUCAUACUUCCGUAGGAAACAUCGCGCACCUUUUGACACAAGUUCAACAAUCCAAAACUUUUGUAACUGAUUCUCAUCUAAAGCAUUUUUUCUCGACUUUUUCCAGGAGGACGUUAACCACUGAACAUUUUUAAUGUCUUCUUUGUCAGACACACAUUUCAUAAUCUAAUGAGCUGAUGAGUUGAGUCAGGUUUGUUUAAUUAGAAAGACAUACAAAGUGUGUGCAAAAUUGGAUUCCAGAAGUGUUUUAUAUGACCAGAAAUGCCUUGUGAGUGAGAAUCAAAGAAC